AACUGGGUGGGUGUAAAAUUGCUCGAGUAAAAUACCAUAUCGUGUGAAAGUGAAACCGUCACAUUCACAAGGGGUUGGGAGGAACAUGAUACCGUCGGAACCUAAUCCAACAACCACCGGCAACCCAGCUACUCAAUGGCUGGCGGGACCAAACCCCGGCAAGCUCGGUAGUAGCAGCGCUCAACUGAACCGUUGGUCCAGAGCUCGAGUGAUCAGAUCCGGCCGGAAGCUAGACCGCCCUGCUCAACGUAAACAAGAGCAGCACACCGAGGUCGAUGAUCAGCAGUUGCAUCGGUUAGAAGGUACCAAUCUGUCUAUUUCUAGUUCGUAUUGUUCUUCUUCAUCUUCCGAAGAUGGUACUGGAGGAGAGACGGAGGAGACACCAGGUACAGGGAAGGAGAUAUUUCUGGUUUCCGACGGCUCAGGACGAACGGCGGAGCAUUCUGUUAACGCGGCGUUGGGUCAAUUUGAGCAUUUUUUGGUUGACCGUGGCUGUCCAGUUAAUACUCGAUUGUUCUCUGGGAUUAAUGACGUAGAUCGGCUCAUGGAAAUCAUAAUACAAGCCGCCAAAGAACACGCGAUACUCAUUUACACACUAGCAGACGAAAAAAUGGCCAACUCAGCUCGCCAAGCAUGCAAAACAUGGGGAGUCCAAUCCACAGAUGUCCUUCGCCCAAUCACAAAAGCCAUCGCAUCCCAUUUAGGCGUUUCACCUUCCGGGCUGCCCCGAGGUGCCCCGGGCAGGAAAUUUCCCCUGACCGAAAACUACUUCAAGCGAAUCGAUGCCAUUGAGUUUACCAUAAAACAAGACGAUGGAGCUCUGCCUGAGAACUUGCCAAAAGCAGACAUUGUUGUUGCGGGUGUUUCAAGAUCCGGGAAGACUCCAUUGUCGAUUUAUUUGGCUCAAAAAGGGUAUAAAGUUGCGAAUGUGCCGAUUGUUAAGGGGGUGGAAUUGCCAAAGAGUCUAUUCUUGGAGGUUGACCAAAAUAAGGUCUUUGCGUUGACUAUAAAUCCGGUUAUGUUGCAAACUAUAAGACGAGAAAGAGCGAAGAGCUUAGGAUAUGUUAGAGAUGAGAAAAGUAAUUAUGCGGAGAUGAUGCAUGUGAGGGAGGAGGUCGACUAUGCUAGCAAGAUUUUUGCAAAGAAUCCCACUUGGCCGGUUAUUGAAGUGACCGGAAUAGCAAUUGAAGAAAUCGCCGCUAUUAUAUUGAGACUCUACCAAGACCGGAAACAUGGGUGCUCCAUGCCAACAAUCUCAAAGCUCUACUAGGAUUGUCGAAAAACUUUGUUUCUCUCUCUCUCUCUCUUUUUUUUUUGUAUUAUUUAUUAUUAAUAUUAUUUUUUAAUCGUGAAAUGUUGUUUAGAUACUGUGUUAUGUUGAUAAAUGAUGUUUAAAAAAUAUAAGUGAAACCAGUGGCGGAGUGGCGGACCUGGAC
Molecule: messenger RNA, 1436 nt
Organism: Lactuca virosa
Lineage: Eukaryota; Viridiplantae; Streptophyta; Magnoliopsida; Asterales; Asteraceae
Source: the annotation of a GenBank genome assembly